AUGGCAAGCAGCUCUGAGGCUCCUAAGCCUGAGGAGCCAGGGGCCGAGGAGCCCAAGGCUUCGGAGGAGCCCAAGGCUGAGGAGUCCACGGAGGAGCCCAAGGCCGAGGAGCCAACGCCCGACCCUGCGCCGAAAGCAGGCCGGACCUUCAGCCAGAGGGAGCUCUACCAGGCCGGCCGACGGAUCAACGACAACACCGGCAAGGUCAAGCAGGGCUUGGGAGCAACCUUGGCGCUUGGUGGGACAGGGAUCCUUGUGUGGCAUCACUGGGCCGCCUUCGCCAGCUUCAACUGCCUCGGAGCUGGGCUCCUGGCCCUUGGAGCGGCCAUCGCGCGCACAGGGACUUCGCGGGGUGAGAAAGCUGGUGAGGCACACUUCAAGCUUCGCCUCCUCAACAAUUCAGACAGAUGGAAGGCUGAUGCCAAGGCUCUGGACACCUUGCUGGGCACGGACACCUUUCAGCAGAAAGACCUUGCGAAGGCUGCCGCAGAGGCUGAGAAGAAGGAGCAGCAGCUCCUGAAGGAGGCCGUGAAGAAGCAGAGUGAGGAUGUGAAGGAAGCCCUGAAGGCAGGAGAAGGCGCAGCGGAAAUACAGGCGCGAUUGCGACCUCGCACAUUCGUCUUCGACUUUUCCACCUCGAGCCUGGACGCAGGUGUCCCAGGGGGCAAGAGCAUGAAGAAGCGCUUGCAGGACUUCCGAGACACAAUCUCAUUCAUCCUGCACUGUGCCACCGAGCAUGACGAGGCAGUGGUGCGCAUCACAUCUCCCGGCGGUGCCGUCAUCGACUAUGGCUACGCCAGCUCGCAGUUGAUGCGGCUUCGCCAGCGCGGGCUGAAGCUGACGGCCUGCGUGGACAUGGUAGCUGCGUCAGGGGGAUACAUGAUGGCUUGCACGGCCGACACGAUCGUAGCCACACCCUUCUCGCUGGUCGGUUCCAUCGGCGUCCUUGCCUCCCUCCCGAACUUCAACAAAGUCUUGCGGAGGUACGAGGUGGACUGGCUUCAGUUUACUGGCGGCCGCUACAAGCGAACUGUGGAUCCAAUGUCCGAGCCGACGGAAGAAGGCAUCGAGAAAAUGAAGCAGGAGAUCAACACGGUCCACGACGCAUUCAAGGGAAUGGUCUUGAAACAGCGCACUCAUCUGGACAUGGAUGAGGUUGCCACAGGCGAAGCAUUCCUCGGAUCCGAGGGGAAGGAGCGGGGCUUGGUCGAUCGCUUGGCCACCAGCGACGAGGUGCUGGAGGAGCGGAUGGAGGUGUCAGACGUUAUCGAGGUGUCUUUGACGGAGAAGAAGAGGGGGUUGCGCGAGCUUCUGGAAGGAAAGAUCGAGGCAGCAGAGAACCUUGUAGUGGACUGCUGGGAGCGCGCCACCGGCCUCGGGCGCAGGGGCGCCGUGGAACUGAAAGAUCCGCAGUUCUGA
This is a messenger RNA of Symbiodinium natans, 1419 nucleotides long. The record is from the annotation of a GenBank genome assembly. Lineage: Eukaryota; Dinophyceae; Suessiales; Symbiodiniaceae.